Molecule: messenger RNA, 1730 nt
Organism: Ostrea edulis (European flat oyster)
Lineage: Eukaryota; Metazoa; Mollusca; Bivalvia; Ostreida; Ostreidae
Product: IQ motif and ankyrin repeat domain-containing protein 1-like
Exons: 5
Coding region: 389-1066 (225 amino acids)
Source: RefSeq, a predicted model, not a curated record
UAGCGUGCAUAUCAGAUGAAACUAAACAUUUAUAUUUAAUUCAGCAUAAUAUGUCUCUAAUAUUUAUUCAGUUAAUCUAGCCUAAAACUGAAGAACAACUUGUGUACCUGUUUUCAAAUUUAAACAGUUAAUGAUGAAAAACUCGAUGAAUUUGUCAGCUGAACAAAUUAGAUUUCACAUCACUGGAGCUCACUGGACAUCACUGGGUGUAAGGGUUAGUUUUCUAUGUAGAGCAAUUGGCUGUGCGUCAUUGGAAAUUUGGACUUUAAAUCGACACUCAUGCUUGGUCAUACGAAUUUCCAAGUUCUUAAUUCCGAGGUAUUUAAUAAACUGAAGAUAGGACGGUUUUCUCAAGAUCACGAUACCGCACAGCAGACGACCGAUCAGAAUGCCUCCGAAAACGACAGGAAAAGCCCCCCUAACAACGGCUAGUAAAGCAGGUGCUGCAGUCAAACCCAAAGCAACCGGCAAAGGACCGGCGAAACCCGCGGCUAAACCGGCGGCCAAACCAGCCGCUAAACCAGCAGCCGCGGCCAAGCCAGCCGAAGUCGUCCCAGCUACGAAGACACCAGAACACAAAAUCACGAUAAAAGAAAUUGCAGCAUUUGCACUCCAAGACUCAGAGGGAAUAGUCAAAGCUUCCAAAUGGUAUCCAAUGAUUAUUGAUCCCAGCGAAGUUGCCGGGCGAUUUCUUCAAUACAGAGAAUGCACUUUCAUCAAUGGCUUGGAUCAUGAGUUCAUCAAUUCCCCUGAUCGAAUUCGAAUCGCUGUAUUAGCAGCUUUAAGGCAUGGAAAAAAACUGGUAAUUGAUAUGAUGGGAACUGACCUCCAUGACCCCAUAGACAACGUCAUGGAGAAGGUUCAACCCGGUCUUCUCGAAAUGAUUAUGAACAAAAGCAUCAUAGAUGAUGAAAAUAUCAAAAAGUUGAUGCGACCUGAAGAUGACGAUUUGUAUCGAGAUAUCCUACAAUUUGGAAUGAAGGAAGAGUUCGGGUUUAUCAUCGUCACAUCAAGUGAUAAACCCAAUGGUUUCACGGACAAAAUGAUGAUAGUGAAAGUGGAGUGAUAGCGGUAGUUUUAAACUUAUUAAAUUGCAAUAAUAUAUAUGUAUGAGGAGUGCUGCCCGGACAACUACUGAAACAUGCGUGUCCUAGAACUCCGUCCAUUGUUAUUUUCUGUAGAUUAUCAACAUGCAUGUAUCAAUUAUGCUCUAUUUAUGGUUUCCUUGUGAAAGGGAGACAAUUCAAAGUAUUGACCACAUUCUGUCUGACGACUGUGAUUUGUAUUUCUGUUGUUGCUGUGUCUUUUAUUUUGUCCUCCUGUGUGUUAGACAAACCAUGCGCGUUAUAAUGAUUAUGAUUGGCGAAUGAAAUGUUAUAUAUAUUAUAUAUCAUAUAUUUAUGUGAUGAAAUAGAAUCGAGAAGACAUGAAGAAGUUGUUUUUUUUUGUAAAGGUUUCGCGCUUUAGGUGUAUCUAUUUGCAUCUGUAGAAAGAAAAGGGAAGCGCUAUCUAAUAAGCUUAACAAUAAUUUAAUAAUAAUAAUAAUGUUUCUUUUACUUUCUUACCAAUACGUUUACCGAUCAUUGUGUAGUUCUCUGUCUUUCUUUCUAAGGGAUGUAAACGAAUACUCGUUCGAUGAGAUAUAGUUCGAAUAUUUGUUAUAUUUUUCUCAAUAGUAAAACACAAAGUGAAAGAAAAAUAACUCUGGCAAAAUAAAUUGUAAAGUUUGA